GUGAAGAGAGUGUGUGAGCGAUCGAUUCAAUUGAAAGCAGCAGAACAAACAUUGGAUUUUCUUUUACUCCAUCCUUUGAUUGUCCUCAACGUAACCAUCAUCGUUCAUCAUGACCCGUGUCUCCAACACUCCUUCUUCCCGUCCAGAGGUCAUCCAAUCUCUCAUUGAUGGAGUCGACAGAUACAACCCCGACAAUGUUUCUAUCCUCGAGGAGUAUCUUGCUGCUCAGUGCACCAAUAAGGAGUGCGACACAAUGGCUAACCUUGCCAUUCUCAAGUUGUAUCAAUUCAACACACACCUGAUUAGUGAUCAAGUCGUCAACAAUAUCUUGGUCAAAGCCUUAACAACACUCCCUGCCCCUGACUUUAACCUGUGCUUGUACCUUCUGAAUGAACAGAUGGUCACAGAGGAGCCAGUUGUCCGCCUUGUUGCUCUCCAGGAUCUACUUGAACAGGCCAGGUUCGCGGAUUUUUGGAAGACAUACGAGGGUGAUGACAUUUAUAAGGAGUUGACUGCUGAGGUUCUUGGGUUCGAGGAUUCCAUUCGCAUCAAUAUUGCGAAUGCUGUUGCUAUGACCUUCCAGUCAAUCGAGCUUCAGAGCUUGCAGACAUAUGUCCACUUGAAGGAUCAGGAUUUGUCAGAAUUUAUCAAGGCUCAAGGAUGGACUGAGGCUAAUGGUGUUGUCACCAUCCCCGUCAACAAGGAUAACGAGGCCAAGACCACUGUCUUGACUGAAAACAUCAAGUUUGAACAAUUGACCAAGAUUAUAGGGUAUUCGAACGAUGCAUAGAGAAGGAUAAUGGAGUCGAAAAGUAACAGAUGAGGAUAAUAAAAGACUCGUGCUCGUAAAACGCAGCAUU
Lobosporangium transversale is the source of this 860-nucleotide messenger RNA. Its product is annotated as armadillo-type protein. Gene Ontology annotation, biological process: regulation of translational initiation. The transcript is spliced from 4 exons. Lineage: Eukaryota; Fungi; Mortierellomycota; Mortierellomycetes; Mortierellales; Mortierellaceae. The coding region runs from base 110 to 790 and encodes 226 amino acids. The record is from RefSeq and is a predicted model, not a curated record. Gene Ontology annotation, cellular component: eukaryotic translation initiation factor 3 complex; cytoplasm. Gene Ontology annotation, molecular function: ribosome binding; translation initiation factor activity.